AUGGCAAGCUCGGGAUCUUUUUCACCAAUCGAGGAGGUUGCAAAUAACACCUUCGAUUACAUUAUCUGCGGUGGUGGUACUGCUGGCUUGACACUCGCCGCACGCCUUUCGGAAGAUCCUUCCAUUUCUGUCCUGGUGCUCGAGGCUGGGCAUGCGAACCUGGAUGAUCCUACGAUCCUCGUUCCGGCGCAGCACUUGACCCAGGUUUUCGACGAUCGCUAUGACUGA
Dacryopinax primogenitus is the source of this 228-nucleotide messenger RNA. RefSeq lists its product as uncharacterized. Gene Ontology annotation, molecular function: flavin adenine dinucleotide binding; oxidoreductase activity. NCBI's taxonomy places the organism in Eukaryota, Fungi, Basidiomycota, Dacrymycetes, Dacrymycetales, Dacrymycetaceae. The record is from RefSeq and is a predicted model, not a curated record. The transcript has 3 exons. The coding region runs from base 1 to 228 and encodes 75 amino acids.